Messenger RNA from Aethalodelphis obliquidens (Pacific white-sided dolphin), 2576 nucleotides. It is a transcript of the gene SCNN1B, whose product is annotated as sodium channel epithelial 1 subunit beta. Gene Ontology annotation, cellular component: sodium channel complex; plasma membrane. The record is from RefSeq and is a predicted model, not a curated record. The transcript is spliced from 12 exons. Bases 156 to 1997 code for a protein of 613 amino acids. Gene Ontology annotation, molecular function: ligand-gated sodium channel activity. Lineage: Eukaryota; Metazoa; Chordata; Mammalia; Artiodactyla; Delphinidae. Gene Ontology annotation, biological process: sodium ion transmembrane transport.
UCCCGGACCUCCCAGCCCCGCCGCCCGCUCCCUCCCAGUACCUGUCCGCGCGCUCGCGGCGCCACCGUGACAACUGCCCAGCAGCUGCCGCCGCCGCCGCCGCCGCCGCCGCCAGCCGCGCGCAUCCCAAGCCGCCGCGGGAAGCAGGAGCCACGAUGCACAUAAAGAAGUACCUGCUCAAGUGCCUGCACCGGCUGCAGAAGGGCCCCGGCUACACAUACAAGGAGCUGCUGGUGUGGUACUGUGACAACACCAACACCCAUGGCCCCAAACGCAUCAUCUGCGAGGGGCCCAAGAAGAAGGCCAUGUGGUUCGUGCUCACCCUGCUCUUCACCUCCCUCGUCUGCUGGCAAUGGGGUAUCUUCAUCAGGACCUACCUGAACUGGGAGGUCAGCGUCUCCCUCUCCAUCGGCUUCAAGGCUAUGGACUUUCCCGCCGUCACCGUCUGCAACACCAGCCCCUUCCAGUACUCCAAAGUCAAGCAUUUGCUGAAGGACCUGGAUGAACUGAUGGAGGCAGUCCUGGCGAGGAUCCUGGGUCCUGAGCUCAGCCAUGUCAACGCCACCAGGGCCCUGAACCUCACCAUCUGGAACCACGUGCCCCUGGUCUUUAUCGAUGAGCAGAACCCCCGUCACCCAGUGGUUCUUGACCUCUUUGAGGACAACUACAAUGGCUCAGCAAGCAGCAGCCCAGCACCAGGAAGGAUCUGCAGUGCCCACGGAUGCAAAGUAGCCAUGAAACUAUGCAGCCACAAUGGGACCACGUGCAAUUUCCGGAACUUCAGCAGCGCCACCCAGGCAGUGACGGAGUGGUACGCCCUGCAGGCCACCAACAUCUUCGCACAGGUUCCAAACGAGGAGCUGGUGGCCAUGGGCUACUCCGCCGAGCAGCUGAUCCUGGCCUGCCUCUUCGGGGCGGAGGCCUGCACCUACAGGAACUUCACACGCAUCUUCCACCCUGAUUAUGGCAACUGUUACAUCUUCAACUGGGGCAUGAAGGAGAAGGCCCUCCCUUCAGCCAACCCCGGAGCUGAGUUUGGCCUGAAGUUGAUCCUGGACGUGGGCCAGGAAGACUACGUGCCCUUCCUCACGUCCACAGCCGGUGCCCGGCUGAUGCUUCACGAGCAGAUGUCGUACCCCUUCAUCAAAGAAGAGGGCAUCUUCGCCAUGUCGGGGAUGGAGACUUCCAUCGGGGUGCUGGUGGACAAGCUGGAGCGCAAGGGCGAGCCUUACAGCCAGUGCACCGUGAACGGCUCCGACGUCCCCAUCCGAAACCUCUAUAGCGACUACAACACGACCUACUCCAUCCAGGCCUGUAUUCGCUCUUGCUUCCAAGACCACAUGAUCCGUAACUGCAGCUGUGGCCACUACCUGUACCCGCUGCCCCGUGGAGAGAAAUAUUGCAACAACCAGGAAUUCCCAGACUGGGCCUAUUGCUACUCCGCCCUGCGCACGAGCCUGGCGCAGAGGGAGACCUGCAUCGAUGUCUGUAAGGAGUCCUGCAAUGACACGCAGUACAAGAUGACCAUCUCCAUGGCCGUCUGGCCUUCUGAGUCCUCUGAGGACUGGAUUUUCCAUGUGUUGUCAGAGGAGCGGGACCAGAGCCCCAAUAUCACCAUGAACAGAUUCAGAAGCAAGCCUAGAGGAGCACUGAGAGAGGCCAGCCAGGGGGCUCAGAGCCUACCGCUUCCUAAAGGAGAGCCUGUUUUUCCAUCUGUCACCUGGCCAUCCAGCCAGCCACCCCUCCAGUCCUUUCAUCCUUGUACCCAUCCACCCAUCUAUCCAUCAUCCAUCCUUCCACUCUUCUACCCACCCAUCUCUCCACUCACACAUCCAUCCAUCCAUCCGCCCCUCCAUUGUCCAUCCUUCCAUUCUUCCACUCAUCCAUCCACCCGCCCACCCUCCAUCCAUUCAACCAUUUUUCCAUCCAUUCAACACAAACACGCAUUGAGCACAAGAAAAACAGAAGAUUCAGUCUAUCAGGAAGUUCGAGUCUAGAGGACAGAGGUAUGCGAACAGGGCUUAUGAUGAUGGGAGUCUGCCCAGGACCCUUCCUGUGGGAUCCCAGCAGGGAAGGAGGCUCCUUCUUCCUGAGAGAUAAGGGAGGUCUGUAUAGGGAGAUGACACUUGAGCCGAUCCUCCAAGGAGGAGUAGUAAAUGUUCAGACAAAUAAGAAGAGGCAGCAAUGUCCCAGCAGAAGCCUGGAGGUGUGAGAGAGCAUCGCCUUUCUGAGGACCAUCUCGGGUCCCCUGACAGAGAGCCAAGGCUUAGGACUCUAUGUCAAGCCUACUGUCCAUGGGCUGGGAGUGGGAGAGGGGAGGCCGGAACUGAUCCUCAGGACUGUCUCGGGCCCCAGAGUCCUCUGGAGAGCUGGUUCAGAAAGGGGCACACAGGAUGGGUGCUGGGCAGUGCUGCCUUUUGUGGCCCCAAGGCCUGGAGGGGCCCUUCCUGGCGCUUGUUUGGACCUCACCACUCCUGGGAGUGGCAGGUGAGAAGCUCGAGGAGGGCUGGGGGGGCCUUGCUGCCUUUCGUGUGUGUGUGUGUGUGUGUGUGUGUGUGUGUGUGUGUGUGUGUGUG